GGAGCAACCAACCAGUCUGAGCCCUCCUGGACUCCGCCCAGUGCGGGGUCUGGAUCCUUGGGAGAUGCAGCUUCCUUGGUUGCAGUUGUCCAAAGCAGUCGCCGACUUGCCCACUUCUCUGCCUUAGUCCCGGAGUGUCAGGAGGCACUGGAGUCCAGCUAUGCAACCCGGAGCAGCGCUGCAGGCCAUGUUGCUGGCGGUGCUGCUGGCCAAACCGAGGGAUUCGAAGGGUCACCUGCUGAGCGGGCAGCGGUUCUGCUGGGAAGGGACACGGAGGCCUUGCUACAGAGUCAUUUAUUUCCAUGACACCUCUCAAAGACGGAACUUUGAGGAAGCGAAAGAAGCCUGCAUGAAGGAUGGAGGACAGCUAGCCAGCAUAGAAACGGCAGAUGAGCAGAGGCUGAUAGAGAACUUCAUUGAAAGCCUCCAGGCAUCUGAUGGUGAUUUCUGGAUUGGCCUCAAGAGGUUGGAGGAGAAACAGCACAACAGCACAGCCUGCCAGGACCUUUACGCUUGGACAGAUGGAAGCCUGUCACAGUUCAGGAACUGGUAUAUGGAUGAGCCUUCCUGUGAGAGCGAGGUCUGCGUGGUCAUGUACCAUCAGCCAUCAGCACCUCCGGGCAUCGGGGGCCCAUAUAUGUUCCAGUGGAAUGACGACCGGUGCAACACGAAGAAGAAUUUCAUUUGCAAAUAUUCUGACGAUAAACCAAGUACAACACCCUCUCUUAGUCCUGGAGGUGAAGCAACUGAGCCAGCAGCACCCAUACUUCCAGAAGAAACUCUGGAAAUAGACACCAAAGAACGCAGAGAGGCUGCUUUGAAUCUUGCCUACAUCCUAAUUCCCAGUAUUCCCCUUUUCCUCCUACUUGUGGUCACUUCAGCUGUGUGUUGGGUUUGGAUCUGUAGAAGAAAACGGGAACAGACAGACCCUCCCACAAAGGAGCAGCACACCAUUUGGCCCACUCCUCACCAAGAGAACAGCCCUGACCUAGAAGUUUACAAUGUCAUCAGAAAACAAAGUGAAGCUGAUUUAGCCGAGCCCCGGCCAGAUCUGAAGAACAUCUCCUUCCGGGUGUGUUCUGGGGAAGCCAUGCCCGAUGACACGUCUUGUGACUAUGACAACAUGGUUAUAAACCCUUCUGAAAGUGGGUUAGUGACUUUGGCAAGUAUGGAGGGUAGAUUUGUGACCAAUGACAUCUAUGAAUUCUCCCCCGACAGAAUGGGGAGGAGCAAGGAGAGUGGAUGGGUAGAAAAUGAAAUAUAUUACUAAGACAUAUGAAAAAACCAGCAAGAAUGUAAAAAGAGAAGGAAAAGCCUCCAAUGUCUUACAAAGACGAUAUUCAGAAGGCUUAUGAGAAGGUUCAGCUCAGGUCUUAGGGGCAAGCACAGCAUCACAAGUUCCUUCUGGGUCCCCAAGUUCUGGCUGCACUCCCUAUCCAGGAACCUCGUCCAGCUCAGCCUGGUCCAAGGCACCUCACCCAAGGGGCUGCUGCACAGCAGACCCUCAGAGAAAGCCAGUGGCUUCCAACUGACGCUCAAGAGCUGGUGCUUUCCCUGGUCAGGAUUAAGGUGUGACCAGGGAGCUUGGAAAGCCUACCUCUAGGCUCUGUUUUCCUUGCUCUGUACAUCUGUGCAGGCAAUCACAAAGACACAAAUGGUGGGAUCCUCUCAAAGCCUCUGUAUGGAAGCCCCAGGCUGGCCUGCACAUCAACAAUUCCCAACCUGCAUCCCACCCCCACCCCUGAAAAAAAAAGUCAAUAAAAAGCAGGAAGCAGAAUGUUAGUCAGUCUGUGUCUACAGCCCUUCCUCUGCAUGUGGCCUCAGGGGAGUUUUUUUUUUUUUUUUCAUUCUCCCAACAUCUAAACUUGGAAAAGUCCAACUUGGAAAUACUUUCGAAAGUAAAAAUGAGCUCUGUUUGCUUCAGAGCUUCUUCUUCUCUGGGCUCAGACAGUAUGUGCUGUUCUGGGGAUGGGUGGCAGCAGCAUAGGAAACUGACUGUAUACAGGACUGGUGAAAAGAGUCGACCUAGUAAGGAAAAGGAGAGGCAGGCUUCUCACUAUCAGAGAAGGCAGCCACGGUCACCAGAAGGGAGGAAACUGGAACAGGUCCUGUUGUGUGCAAGGGGAAUCGAAACAGUGCUGCCGUCAUUGUGGAAUUUUAUGUACUGAGUAUACAUAUAUAUGUAUGUUUAUAUGUGUAUGUAUAUGUGUGUUUUCCAUUAAAUAAGCCAGUACUCCAUGAAACUGGAUGACUCAAGGACAGAAGCAGAAGAAAUAUGAGUUACUUAAGUAAUGAAAAGGAAAUAAUGGGUAUCUAAACAUAGAUAGAAUUAACAGGUUUAUUGUUCUACAGGAACAAUGAGGACCCGGAUAUCACAAUGACCUAUAACGUAUUUAUGAAUAACUAUGAGAAAGGAGCUCAAGGGCAGCAAACACAAAGUCAUGAUAAAAAUAUAUUUAUUGCCUUGGUUGACUAGUACACAUUGUAUAUUUGUACUGUUAAGUAAUACCAUUGUUAAAACUUAAAGAGAUUGGGAAUGAGAAUGUUCAUUUGGGAAAUUUUACACCACCACCAAGCAAGACUGAUUAAGAAUCAGCAGAUAGGGUUGGGGAUUUAGCUCAGUGGUAGAGUGCUUGCCUAGCAGGCGCAAGGCCCUGGGUUUGGUCCCCAGCUCCGGAAAAAAAAAAAAAAGAGAGAGAGAGAGAGAAAAAAAAAAGAAUCAGCAGAUCACAGACACCAACUCGUAAUGAUCCACCUUUGGUAAUGAGGAUUAAUUUGAAUAUUAAAUCAUUGAAAGUAAAACCAACAAAGAGAAUGUGACUCAAUGGGUAAAGUGGGAAAACAUGGGCAUAUGCUGAUACAAAAUAAAAGAAUAAAUUAAAACUUUGAUGUAGAUGGUAUAUUUACAUGAUUUCAGGUAAAGAUCAUUGAUUGCAAAAGUGACCCAACAGGCAAAGCCACCUCAGUCACCUGAUGAAUGUGAAUUCUGUGGACGACGAAGUGUACUGAGAUUGUAGACCUCACACUGUGGUGUGGUGAGAGGGACAUGGCAUCACAUCCACGCUGUCUCACAGUGUACAAGCUGAUCAUAAGGAGGCCUUGCAUAACAACAAUUUGAUGGACAAUCUACAAACUACCUGGACGGCAAACCUGAACUCUGAUGGUAAAGACGGUGGAAGCGAGACAGGGGCAGCUGCAAUAGGAGGACAGUAAGGUGAUGGCUCCAAGCGUGACCAGAUCCUGAAAUGGAUCCCUUUUCUCCUGUAAAGGAGAAGAUGGGAACAAAUGUGGAUGACGUCUGAGGACUAAAUGUCAAAAACGUGCAGUGCUAACUUCCUAACUUUUGCGUUGCCCUGAGGACAUGGCCUCUUGGCACUGGGAAUGUCUUCCCAGAAAGCACACAGUGAAGUAAUAAAGGACAAUGGACUAUCA
Molecule: messenger RNA, 3432 nt
Organism: Rattus norvegicus (Norway rat)
Lineage: Eukaryota; Metazoa; Chordata; Mammalia; Rodentia; Muridae
Source: RefSeq, a predicted model, not a curated record